CACACAGAUUCUUUUUAAGAUCGCACUGCCUGCCAGGUCAUAAAAACAGGCUAGCAGUGUUGCAGUCAGUGCCUCCGGUUUCAGACCUGAAGCCCCAGUCCAACUUGCACGACCUAUUAGCAAGAAAAGCAGCCAGUUAAUGGAUGGCCAAACUGCUGACAGACCAUGUGAUUUUACCUCUGCGGAGCCCCCCCCCCCCACCUCCCCAUCUGGGCCCUGCCGUUGGACUACAAGGCUGAGUGCACAUGGCAGAGGAGGAACAGGCUGAGUAGGUUUCCAUGGAGUCUGGUUAUCCAUGUGUGUGACGCUGGAGUUGCAGGCUCCACCUGUCCUCCCAUGUUGGCAUAUUUCUAGUCAUCGCCAACGAUCUGCAACAGCACGAGGUCAUGUCAUCUGAGUGCUGGGUGGAGCCCUGCAGCGAGGGCCUGGCAGAGGAGACUGGACAGGAGAACCAACAAGAGGAAGAAGCACAGAAGGAGGAAGUGGAGGUUCCCUGUCGGGUCAACCAACCCGCAGGAAGCCGGAGGCAGGAGGAGGAGCCAGGAGGAGCACAGCGGCCUUCGUCACCUGACCAUAGUGGCAUGCAGGAAGUGACAUCAGGAGGUGGACUGGAGCAGAUCCAGAGGGAGGGGACACGGACUCGAGAAAAGAGAGAAAGGCUUUCACCCAUGACUGUCAAACAGGAAAACCGGAAUAGAGGCUCAGGUGCCUGCCUGGUGGAGCGAUGCCUCCGGAAGACCUUCCCCGGGGAUUUGUCACCUUGCCCCCUCCCAGACAGAGACAGGGAGCGGCAGGCAGGAGAGCCCCGGGGGUCUGGGCCUUUCUACUUCUUUGGAGGAGCCAAUGGGGCUGAAAUAGUGAGCAGCUACUGUGAGAGCAGGGGAUGGAAGAGGAUUUACAACAAGCACAGGGAGGACUUUAAACUGAAGUGGUGUGAGACCAAAUCGCCAGCCAACUACCGUAACUUCAGAGAAGGUGAACAGUUGUUAUACCAGAUUCCCAACAACAAGGUCCUCACCACUAAGAUCGGCCUCCUCAGCAGCCUGCGGGAGUACGAGCGAGUCUGCAGCAGAGUCAACCAUGGGCGAGGACUGAGGAGGCUGAAAAUGGAAGAGUUCAUUCCCACUACCUUCCGCAUGGAUGUGAGGGAAGAGAGGGAGGCUUUCUUUGCCCAGCAGGAGGGUGUGAGUAACAAUGAGAGUCAAAUGUGGAUCUGUAAGCCGACGGGUCUGAACCAGGGCAGAGGGAUCUUUCUGCUGAAGUGUCAGGAGGAAGUCGCUGCCUUCAGACUGAAGCUGCAGCACAUGGAGGACAGAGGAGCCAGCAGCCAGAUGCACCACCACCAGCCUCAGGCUCGCAUUGUCCAACAUUACAUCCAGCGUCCGCUGCUCCUGAAGGGGAAGAAGUUUGACGUGCGCUCGUACCUCCUGGUCGCCUGCACUGCACCUUACAUGGUCUUCUUUUGCCAUGGAUACGUGCGACUGACCUGUGACCUCUACGACCCCAGCUCCAAAAACCUCUCCGCCCACCUGACCAAUCAGUACAUGCAGAAGAAGAACCCUCUGUACAGCCAGCUGAAGGAGGACACUGUGUGGUCCAUGGAGAGCUUCAACACAUACGUCAACGACAGGUUUCGGGUUGCCAAGGGUCUGCCCAGGGACUGGGUGCUGGGCACCUUUGCAAGGCGCAUGCAGCAGAUCAUGACGCAGUGCUUCUUUGCAGUCAAAUCCAAGUUAGACCGCCGACUGGGCUUCUUUGACCUGAUUGGCUGCGACUUCAUGGUUGACGAGGACUUCAAGGUGUGGCUGUUGGAGAUGAACUGUAAUCCAGCUCUCCAUACAAACUGUGAAGUGCUGAAGGAGGUCAUACCCAGAACUGUUGUGGAGGCGCUGGAUUUAACUCUCGAGAUCUUCAACAAGUGCCGUCUCAGGCAGAGGAUUCUCCCUUUGGCCAGCCAGAGGGAGUUUGUGCUGCUGUACAACGGAGUUUAUCCUCCUGAUUUAGCGCUGGCCUGCAGCAGGAGCAACACGAGCGCUGAACUCAACCAGAAAAGCCCCAAAAAGACACAAAAGACUGAACCCAGAAGAUGCAAGUCAGGGAUCGAGGGUAGAACUGUGCCGUCAGCUUCCCCCGAUAUUUCUGUGAAUGUCUCAGGGAGCUGCGAAGGACGGGGUGGCACAAAGUCCAUCCACUGUCCCACCGCCUCACCUCUCCAACCAAUCUCUCCGUCAGUACAGACUGUCAGGAAUAAGAACCCCAGGCCUCGGGUCGAACUCAAGCUGAGCAAAUGUACAUUGCGUCAUCAUUUGAAUGUUUCAGGUGACGGGGGGCACUCUGAGACUCAGCAGAAGACGAGGAUCAUCAUGUCGCUGUCAUCGCCUGCGCUGAGUGAGGGGAUCUCCGUCCAUGAGUCCUCUGAGACAAUGACACGACUGCCUCCUCAUGCACCACUUCCUUUGUGUCAGAGCAAGCAAAGAGCAGAGGAUCUCAGUGAGGAAGCGCUCAAAGAAGAUACAAAGAGUGUAGUUUCUGAGACGAAAGAAGAAUUGUGAUGCUUUAUGUGCAAAACAACUGUGAUCUUGAGAGCUUUGUCUGAAAAAAAUUCCACGCUUUGGACUCAUAAUGCUGUUUUACUCCUAAAGAAAUGAUAAUAAAUGUUGAAUGUGACCAUGA
Acanthopagrus latus (yellowfin seabream) is the source of this 2673-nucleotide messenger RNA. RefSeq names its product tubulin tyrosine ligase-like family, member 10 (gene ttll10). The coding region runs from base 387 to 2552 and encodes 721 amino acids. Gene Ontology annotation, biological process: protein modification process. The record is from RefSeq and is a predicted model, not a curated record. NCBI's taxonomy places the organism in Eukaryota, Metazoa, Chordata, Actinopteri, Spariformes, Sparidae. The transcript has 13 exons.